Protopolystoma xenopodis is the source of this 771-nucleotide messenger RNA. NCBI's taxonomy places the organism in Eukaryota, Metazoa, Platyhelminthes, Monogenea, Polystomatidea, Polystomatidae. The record is from the annotation of a GenBank genome assembly.
AUGAUUGAUAUUGGCGCCAAACUUGACGAAUUGCUUACAUUUCUCCGUCCCACAAGUCAUGAUUCCGAUGCCAAUGCCGUCGUCCUCACGAAUUCUUGCAAAGUUUUAUCGUCGAGCCCGUCUGAAAAUUGUGAUAGAGACACAUAUUUUGUGGGUAACCAACAUUAUAAACCAUUGAACAGCAUCAAUGAUACCAUUUCUACAUCUGGCUCUGUUUCGAUGCACAACAAAAAUGCCUUGAACGGUGAAGAUGAGGAAAGUGGAGAUCAACAAUUGGGGUUGCCUUGGCAACCGGCCUCUUUGAUUGAGCGGUCUAAUCUUCUGAAGGCCGAUUCCAUUCGCAGAAGCGGCAACAUUUCAACAGUCAAUGUAAACAACACAUACCUACCGCCAUAUCCCUUCUCUCCGCCAGCCACUUCGUCUUAUUCGUCCAUCUCUUCUUCUUCUUCUUCUACUACUUCCAGCAUCUCACCGUCUGGGUCUACUCUCGAAAGAUUACAUCAAAACGCCAAAAGCUACGCGAAAUCGAGCAUUUCUGACGAUUUUCUUAAAAUUCAUUCAUACAAUACGGCACCCAACUUGUCAGAAGUUCGUCACUCGACACCGUCAUUGGAGGCUAAACAUGAAAAUGCUGGAAAAUGUCUGGCCUUAGACAUGUCUGGCGACAUUGUGGUUGAACAAGAUACGGACUUGGGGCUCAAUCUGAAAUCAGAACGCCAACCAUUUCUUGCGUUAACGGAAGUAGAAUGUCUACGAAAGUCUUUCUGUUAG